Messenger RNA from Maylandia zebra (zebra mbuna), 1657 nucleotides. Lineage: Eukaryota; Metazoa; Chordata; Actinopteri; Cichliformes; Cichlidae. The record is from RefSeq and is a predicted model, not a curated record.
AUGGAUGGAAUCCAGAUUUGACAUUCAUGGUUGAAACUGUUGUCAGUAUGUAUGACGGAGGUCAGAAAACAUGCACAACAAGAACAUAUUAAGGUGUGCACAGGAAGGCGAAAUACUAAAGCAUGCAAUAAUGGAUGCAACUGGAGAAGAGACAUCUUUUCAAAUGCCAGAUCUAAAUACUACAACAAAAGGUGCUGUGUCUGAACUCCUGGAGGAUGUUGGGAACUGUAGGCAGAGUAUCAACCAGGAGCUGAGCCUUCAUCUUCUCAGUGACUCUCUCUUCAGCGAGCAGCAGAAGCUCAGGCAUGUGUUGGACUGGGCUAACAGAUAUCUCUGCAGUGGUUCAGUGAUUUGCCAUCAACUCUGCAGAGCUGACAGUUUGAUAAACAAUAUGAAAAACAAAGGAAGCAAGAAAAUCUCACCCAAACAUUCAUCUGGAUCUAAAUAUCAUCAUCCAGUUUCCUUUGAUGCCGGUGCUCGUGAGGUAUAUGGGGGAGGAUCAAGUAUGAAAACAACUUGUCAGUCCAGAUCUUUAAAUGAUCUAACCAGCUCCUGUAGCUAUAAGUUUUCAUAUGACCUCCACAGUCCAGUCUCCUUUUCCCCAGGGACACAGGAGGAAAAUUGGCCUGAUACUGAAACUGAAAAUAUAAAAAGCACAGAGCAACAACAUGCCACCAAUAAACACAUUUCUAGCCAAGACUACCGCAGAACAAACAGAUUUCACAUGUCUAAUCAAAGGGACCACACAUUCACAUCUGAUGCUGCAACACACUUGAUCAAAGAGUCCACAUCAUCUGGGAGGAAUGCCAUUUGUAAAAAGAGCUCCGCGUACAGUGAAGUGAAUAUCUUAAAACCGCUAGAUGAAAGCAACAAUUUCAGUGGCAUGACUUCUAAAAGAGCUGGAGCUAAAAGAGAGGUGUCAGAAAGUCAAAAGGUACGGAGCAAAGAGGACAAGUGGAUGGAAGAAAAUGAGAAGGAGAAACUACAAGAUGACAGGAAUGAGGGAAAUUAUAGAAAAGAACAGGAAUCCAGUUCAGAUCACACACAUAGUCAAAUAAGCCUCGCUGAGCCAGAGAUGAUACCUGAGCAGACGGCAAAAACAGCUAAUUCCCAUGUUAUCCAUCCCUUGAAAUCGUCAUUAAACUUGAGUGUGUAUGAGCAGUACCAGCUAUGUGUGGCUCAGCUAAAUCACCUCAGAAUAAGCCAGCAUUUCAAGCCUGAGUCACCUGUGAAAGAGGGGACGACAUCUGGAGAAAUGGGCGAUUAUGUUAAAGCUCCAGCUUGUCCGGGGUCUUGCUUUGAACUGAACUCUUACAUCACAAAUCCUGAGAUUAAAAAACAGGUUAACAACACAGGAAGCAAAAGAGCCACCGCAGCAGAAAGCGCAGAGGAGAGGAGCUCACAUGGCACCAAGAAAACUCCUAGCGAAUAUAGAAGUGCAAAAUCUUGCAGCAAUUUGACUGUGAAGCAAACACCUACAGCUUUUAUGAAGGAAACUGCAGAAGAGAGAGCCUCGAAUGAUGAGAACAAGCCAGGUGAUGUGUACUGUGUGGAGAAGGAUGCUGCUCCUGUUUCUAACCCAGGUAUGGAAAUCGUUAUAUAUGUUGUAUGCAAUCAGUCGACGUGUGUUGAUGGUCCGGGGGUGUUUGGACCCUGA